UGAGUGAAAACUGGUAUUGCGUCUGUGCUGUGCAAUGUAUUGAUGUAAACAUUCUCUUGUCAUUAUAUUUCAGAGCGUUUGGAAGAACGUAUGGAAAUCUUUUGAGCCGCAUCUGAAAAACAUGUAAACAGCUGAUACAUAAGUAACGCGCAAAAUAGUUCAAUGAGUUUUAUUUGCAAAUGUGAUUCCGUGUUUCGAACAUUCUAAAUGUCUGUAUAUGGCACAAGUGCGACAAAAUUCUUUGUUUACCAGUGCUUUUGUGUUUGAUGCUUAAACUACAAAUUACCUAAUGCUAUUUUAUUUUUAUUAUAAAACCUUUGUGAAUGUGUUAAGUGUGUUCUGAUUCAUACGCAUUGGAACUGGAUAAUUUAUUGUUAAAUGAAAAGCCACUGCAGUUUAGAAAGGGAUACACUGAGUAAACAUGCCGUCGCUCUUAGAAGCGCUGGAACGCAAGUACGGCGCGAAAGGGGAAGUUAACCCAGCUAUAGACGACAUACCGGUGGCGAUCUUCGUGCCCAAGCGGUCGCCCAGACUUAGCGUGCCUACACUGUUGGUGCUUAACGACUGUGAUAUUGACUGUGCGGGGGACGCGAACACUUUAGCUGAUAAGUGUGCCGACGUUGUAGAGCUGGAUCUUGCCAACAAUAAGCUUAGUGAUUGGAAGGAGAUAUUCGCUGUACUGGAGCAAACGCCGCGGGUCAGAUUUUUAAACCUAAGCUUCAACCGGCUGUCUGCACAAAUCCAGGCAGCGCAAGCACUCCAUCCACGAUGGGAUAGCUUGAGUCAUCUCGUGUUAAACUCAACCUACGUCGGAUGGCCGAGCGUGCUUGGUUUACUCAAGGCUCUGCCAGCUCUUGAAGAGUUGCACCUGAGUCUCAACGAGUACUCCUACGUCAAUCUAACCGGGAAGGAUGUCAAUGAGAAGGACAUCUGCGAAAGCUGCUCGCGCCUCAACACAGAGACUGAACCAGUUCACGAGCAGUUGAGGCAACUCCACUUUUCCGGAAAUCCUAUCAGUAAUUGGUGGGAGAUUUCCAAAUUGGGCUACGCUUUCCCCAACCUAGAUACCCUUUUGGUGAACGACUGUACCUUAACGACGUUGGCGCCAGACCCGUGUGACAAAUGUGAUGACGGCAAUGGGAAAAAGAAGAGUCACGACGCUUUUCCGCACCUGCGGUUUCUCAACUUGAACAACACCGGGCUCGCGACGUGGGAUGAAGUCGACAGGCUAGCCAAGUUUCCUGCCCUCAAAAGUUUACGAGUUCAGGGCUGGCCGCUGUGGGACCGCUUGGAGUCGACGGAGCACGAGCGGCGCCUGCUGCUGGUGGCGAGGCUGCCGCACGUCCGCACACUCAACGGCGGCGGCGCCGUGCCGCCCGAGGAGCGCGACGCGGCCGAGCGCGCCUUCAUCCGCUACUACAUGGAGAAGCCGGAGUCGGACCGUCCUGACAGGUACUGGGAGCUAUUGGGUGUUCACGGGAAACUCGACCCUCUGGUGUCGGUGGACCUGCGGCCGGAGAAGCGAGUGCAAAUCACCUUCACCUGCGGAGAGACCAGUGAAGUGAGGACCGUCGACGUUUACAGAACUGUGUCAGAUCUCAAGACGCGGCUGGAGCGGCUGGCGGGCUUCCCUGCAUCCAAAAUGCGUCUCUUCUACGUCGAUCAAGACCUGAGAGACGCGCCACAGGGUCCAGAGGAAAUGAGGUAUCCGACGAAACAGCUGUAUUCCUACAAUAUUCGUUCUGGAGACGAAAUCAUCAUAGAGUCAAAACUUAAGCACUCUAUUUCCGCUAAUUCCGGGGCAUGAGAACGUAUCUUAUAAUUUAUACUCAGAGGCACAAUUAUCCGCCCACUAAUAAACUCGCGUAAUAUUAUAGUGGGCGGAUAAUUGUGCCUCCGAGUGUAUAUCGACUACCGUCAUUUAACUUGGUUUUGAAACUUUGAAUACAGUAAGCAUACCUAAGUCGCUAAAUACAAUUUUAGUGAAUCAAAUAUAGUUUGAAAUAUAAAAAAUAGCAUUUUAGCAUAAAUUUAGUUUGCCAAUGAUCUUGUAUUUUCCUUUAUUGUAGAAGGUAUUUUGAAUACUUAAACAGUUGUUAGCAUUUACAAAGACAUAUAUAUGCAUGAUUAUAAAAGCAUUUUAUUAGUUUAGAUCCUGAAAGGCAACUUUUCUAAAUCAGACCUCACGAGAUGUUUAAAUAUUUUAGUUGCCACGUUUUUUGUGGUAAGUAAGUACUUAUAAAAAUCUUGUCUUCGUUCAGUUUGACUGAAAAUAAUGCAGAUAUAAAAAAAUAUAGUUAAAUGACGGUAGUUCACUGGUCAUUAAAAUAUAUUUAACAACUUUCGAUUAUUAUCUAAAGACUAAUUUAACGUUAUUGAAAAUAUUCAACAUACUAACCUACUAGUAUUUGUAGGUAUUUUUUUAGGGUUCCGUAGUCAACAAGAUUUUUUUUAUUUCGGGAAUGCGUGAAGGUAUCAAAGUUGAAAUUUAAACAGUAAAACGCAUUACGCAGUAAAAGAGUUUACGUAAAAAAAGAUACGGCUGUUUAUUCAGCAACAUACAUUUAUUUCGAAUUACUUUACACUUAAGGAAAUCAAAACCAAUAUCGGACCCUAUAUUGGUUUUGAUUCCCUUAAGUGUUGACUUUGACCUAGAACUAUGAAAUUUGGCAAGAAUUGUCGUUUACAAGUACAAGAAAAAAUCUCAAACUUUGUAAUUAAAUAACAAGGAUUUAUUUGAAGCUGAAUAUUGGGCAAAACUCGGCAAAACUGCUAAAUUUGAUUCCUGAACUAUUUAUCAUCCGUACGGACGUACGGAACCCCCGGGGAGCGUGUCCGACUCGCACUUUUCCGGUUUUUUUAUUCAAAGGGAGUGUUUAAGGUUUAAUUCUAUUGCAUUGAAAUUAAAUAAUAAAUGAAGGAUCGUCACAAAUCAUACAUAGUUUUAAGUUACGAAUGUAUUUUAAGCUAUAGAUACCUACGCUUUUAUGAUUUUUAUCUGCACAUUUAUUUCUGUGCAUUAAAAAAAAGAGUUGAACACAAAAUCGGAUUUUUUUUUAAUAUGCAAUAUUAUAAACAUCUGUGAUAGUAAAUUUUAGAUAAACGAAUGAGUAAAGCCAAGAUUGGAUUAAUUGUGAUGAUGUAUGUGAUUAUUUUCAUGUAUUUUUAAAUGUAUCAAGUAUAUUACUAUGAAAAUAUCAUUGGCCAUUCAAUGCAUUAAUCAUGCUUAAUCUAACAAUACUUAAAAGUGAUACUAACUGCCAUUUUGCAAAAUUUUGUAAUUGACUCACACUGACCUGAGUAAAAUUAAGAAAUCCACAAGUCAUUGUGACAAAGAGAAUUUAUUUUUUAUUAAAAUAUGAGCACAGUUUCUUUGUUGUUUCUAGAUAAUCAUUAGGUAUUACCGAUUCUUAGUGAAUCUGGACUGCGAAAACUUGUACUACUUUUCUGCCAAAACAAAUUAUUUGACAUAUUGGCGGUGAAAAGGCAAAAUUAGACAACAGAAGCCACUAUUUAAGUAAGGAAAUGCCCAUCCAUGGCCUACCCUAACCAUCCCGCAAUUUACUCAUAUGUAAGAAAAUAUAGAUAUUUCUACUUUAAUAAUGAAAUCAUUAAUGUAUCAAAAAAGUUUGAUACAACAUUUUAUGACCUUUUUAAUUCAUCCCGAACGAGGACAAGCAAAGAUCGUUGACCAUACAGCCUGAGUUUUACGACACUUAUAUCUGUAUUCCCUGGACCAAUGUUGUAUUGGCAGGUGGGCAUUCACCUUUGAGUUAUUUAUACCAUCAAGGGAAGGAAAAAGGUCACACUUGCUAUCUGAAAUCUAUCAAAAAAUAUUCUUCUUCAUCAUACAAUCUUGAAAAAAAUAGGUAAAUCUAUGUUUAUGUCGAAACUCUUUUUUUUAAAGUGAGCUUCACGUAAAUUUAAUUUUGCCAUUUCACUGUUGAUAGACAUACAUUAUGUAUACUGUUGUAACAACACUGGGCAGAGUAUAUUAUGAUGAAAUUUAUCAAUAAUGUCUUUCGUCUUCAUAGAAUCAAAUUAAAAUAAAUACAUGAAAUGAUA
Molecule: messenger RNA, 4065 nt
Organism: Bicyclus anynana (squinting bush brown)
Lineage: Eukaryota; Metazoa; Arthropoda; Insecta; Lepidoptera; Nymphalidae
Gene: mlt
Product: tubulin-specific chaperone cofactor E-like protein
Exons: 8
Coding region: 422-1807 (461 amino acids)
Biological process (GO): protein folding
Molecular function (GO): alpha-tubulin binding
Source: RefSeq, a predicted model, not a curated record